AUGGCACCAAGUGAAGGAGUUCCCAAACCCUGUUCCCCAGGACGUGCACGCAUCCGACCGUGCUGGCAGCAGGUCGAGGUUUGGGAGAUGCCCAAGAGCCUUGAACCUUCUGCCCGUUUGCCAGCCCCACAGGGUGUGAUGGUUUAUUCCUAUAACUUCCGUAGCUCGUUGAGAUGGUCUCCUGUUGAAGUGGAUGGAGGGCCGCUGCUGUACACAGUACAUUUUAAAACGGCAGCCUUUAACCAGUGGGAUGAGAUGAACUGCACACGGAUCAGUGGGACCGAAUGCCGCUUCCCGCAGCUGCUGAACGAACGGAGCUGGACCGUCACGCUGCGUGUGAGGGCCGAGCGGGGGCCGGCGGUUUCCGACUGGGUGCAGUCGGAGCCCUUCGUGGCAGAGAGAAACACUACUAUCGGACCGCCCCGCGUGAGCAGCGCCGCUGAGGCUGCCUUCCCUCACUCGCUUCUCCUCAGCAUCACGCCCCCUUUCGCCCCGAGGCCGGGGGAGCUCCUGCAGUACCGCGUGUCCUACUGGGAGAACGCCACUCGCGCCACCAGAAAAGAGCUGAAGACGAGCAGYUCGCUAUUCAAAAUUACCGACCUAAAGGAGUCGACGCUGUACUGUUUGGAAGUGCGAGUAGAGCUYCAGACGCUGUACUGCAAUAUCUCAGGCCUGCCCAGUGCCCCGCAGUGUUACAGUACUGCCCUCAGCGAGGCAACCACAACUGGAUAUGCUAUACUAAUAUUUCUACUAAUCUUGGUGAUCCUAAUUUUUGCAAUAGUCGGCUUGUUUCUCAUACAGAGAUACCACACCACAAUUAAAUACUGGUCUCAGGCACCUUUCAGAAUCCCCUCCCACUUUGAAGAGUAUCUGCAAGAUCCSAGCCUGACCUUUCCCGAGGUGCUGGAGAACCACGUGCAGGACGAUCCCUGCGACUUCCUCUCUGUGGUGUGCAGCGGAGAAGGAAGCCAGGAAGGCCCCACCAGCGCGGAGGAUAAAGCUCCUUCCCCUGGCAGCUCCAGGGAAAGCGAAUGAACUUUCAGGGGCGCCACAGAGAGACCCUCCUUCCCAGCCUUGUGGAGCCUCCUGCCCCCGAGCGCCGCUCAGCAGCUCCCGGCAGCGCAACAAGCCCUGGGCAAAACGGCGCCCGUGCCCAAGCCGGGGCCAGAGCCGGCUUCCCGGGAAGGGCGGCGGCAGCUCGGCCUUCCUUGCAGGGGCUCCUGCUGCGGCACGGAAGCACCUGCCUUCACCGGGAGACACCGACAAGGCGGCCCGGGACAGUGACAGGAACACUAACYAGUUGUGAGAGAGAUGGAGUGGAUGGAAACAGGUACCAGCAGCGUUCAACGUCAUAAAGCUUUUUCCCUAGCUGUAAGAAAGCUUUGAAAAACGUGCACUUUAAGAGGUGAUGCAACCUAUUUUGUUUUUAGUUAAGUGCAGCAUGGAUUACUUUUUAUGUGGAUUUUUUUUUCCUCCUGUGGUUGCCUUAUUUAUGAAUUCUGUUUUAGCAUUCAUUAGUCCCCUUUUUUUGACUCAGUUCAAGCACUUCUGUGGCUUCUACUUCUUCCCUGUAGUUGAAAAUGCAUUCUACAAAGAAGCCAGACUGGACUCGACCCUCCUCGGAGCUAACUUCCAUACCAGCCACCACGCACUGCUCCUACCUCCCUUUGGGCCUCCAAUGCAGUCAAAAGAAGCAUUAAUCUUUUGCUCCUGGGGGAAAUAAGGCUAUUUUUUUCUGGCAAAAUGAACUCUAAAAUAGAGUUUGCUCAGCAUUUGUACAAAAUGUCUGAACAACUCUCAGACACUAAAAUCUUUUGCGGUCUYGCAACAAGAAAAGCUUUUUGGGGGGAUCGCACAAAGCAGAAGCAGCAAGACCAAGCUCAGGCUACAACACCAAGGGCUAUAAAGCAGAGGGAAAGGUGGAACCCCUUUCCACGGCCAGUAAAAUUGAAGGAAAAGAAUCUUCCCCUUUUGUACAUAAUAAAGAU
This is a messenger RNA of Nothoprocta perdicaria, 1988 nucleotides long. RefSeq names its product interferon gamma receptor 2 (gene IFNGR2). The transcript is spliced from 7 exons. Gene Ontology annotation, molecular function: protein binding. Lineage: Eukaryota; Metazoa; Chordata; Aves; Tinamiformes; Tinamidae. The record is from RefSeq and is a predicted model, not a curated record. The coding region runs from base 1 to 1035 and encodes 344 amino acids.